AUGGGUCUUCUCGUUUGUUUUGUGGCUGUUUUUGCUGUUAUUGCAAGUUACUUCAAAUGGAUUCAUACCUACUGGAAAAGAAGAGGUGUAGACGGCCCGGUUGGUUUGCCAUUUAUUGGAUCAUUUUAUGAUCUUGCUGAUAAGGAUAAACCAAGAGGAUAUAUCCUCCAUGAGUGGACCAAGAAAUUCGGUUCAAUUUUUGGUUACUACGAAGGUGCGACACCUGUAUUGGUUGUGAGUGAUGUGUAUGUUCUACAAGAAAUCUUCAUCAAGAAAUUCGAUUGCUUCUACGCUAGAAAAAAUACCAAUCGCAUACAUGGGGACUUGGAGUGCUCUCAAGAAGAGCCAAGAGUCAAUCUCUUUGCUGCUCGUGGAGCAAGAUGGAAGAGGUUGAGAUCUUUGGCAUCUCCUGCUUUCUCGGUCCGAGCAUUGAAACAGGUCCAUAACACAAUGGAAAACAGCGUUCUCUGCAUGAUUGAUCACAUGGCGAAACAUGAAAACAGUGCAGCUUUCAACAUUCAUGAAUAUUACCAAGAGUUUACAUACGAUGUCAUUUCCCGUCUUGCAAUGGGACAAGCUUAUUCUGAACAGUUCAAUAAUGAAGGCGUGAACAUUGUCAAGAAGAUCUUUAUGCGUAGCAACAGAACACUGCCAUGGUACUUGGCAGUUUUGUUCCCAAGGUUCCAAAAUACCGUGAAGAACUUUUUCUUCAAACACGAGUCGAUUCGAGGAGGAGAUGUCGCCCUACUAUACAAGUUCUGCGAAAAAGCAGUUUAUGAUAGAAUCAAAGAAAGGUCCGCCAACGCCGAACAAGAAAUUGAAAACGACCAGAACGAUUUCAUCGACAUGUUCUUGGACUACUACACUGAAGCUGAAAUCGAGGAUGCUGAAUUUGGAACAACUGUAGAGAAAAAGGUCACGUCUGAAGAUGUAAUCGGAUCUUGUUUCGUUUUCCUUCUUGCUGGAUUUGACACAACUGCGAAUGCGCUCGCCUACGCAUCAUACCUACUCGCUAAGAACCCAGAAAAAAUGCACAAGGCUCAGCAAGAGAUUGACGAGAUCUGCACUUCAGAGAACAUUUCCUACGAUGAUAUAGCCAAGCUGAACUAUUUGGACGCUAUAAUAAAAGAAGCUCUCAGAAUCUACCCUGUUGCUUGGUUUGCCUGCUCUCGUGAAUGUGUGAAGACUACAACUUUGGGUGGCCUCGUUAUCGAUAAAGGUGUCCGAAUUGAAGCAGAUGUUACCGCUCUUCACCACUCUAAAGAAAUAUGGGGAGAGAAUGCUGAGCAAUUUGUUCCGGAAAGAUGGCUGGAAUCUUCGGCUCCACGCCACACAAUGUCUUGGAUACCAUUUGGUGCUGGACCACGUCAAUGUGUUGGAAUGAGACUGGGAAUGUCGGAAGCUAAAACUGCACUGGCUCAUGUGCUCAGGAAGUGGUCUAUCGUCGCUGGACCUGAAACUGAGGAGCAACUUCGCAUUCAAGGAUGUACGACUACGUCUCCGGAAAGUGUUACUGUGUAUUUGGAGGCCAGGUUCUGA
Caenorhabditis briggsae is the source of this 1539-nucleotide messenger RNA. It is a transcript of the gene Cbr-cyp-13B2, whose product is annotated as Protein CBR-CYP-13B2. The record is from RefSeq and is a predicted model, not a curated record. The transcript has 9 exons. The coding region runs from base 1 to 1539 and encodes 512 amino acids. NCBI's taxonomy places the organism in Eukaryota, Metazoa, Nematoda, Chromadorea, Rhabditida, Rhabditidae. Gene Ontology annotation, molecular function: oxidoreductase activity, acting on paired donors, with incorporation or reduction of molecular oxygen; heme binding; iron ion binding.